Molecule: messenger RNA, 1482 nt
Organism: Arabidopsis arenosa
Lineage: Eukaryota; Viridiplantae; Streptophyta; Magnoliopsida; Brassicales; Brassicaceae
Source: the annotation of a GenBank genome assembly
AAAAUCUCAAAUUCUCAGGCGAGAUUCCGGAAGCAAAACAUUCCUAAAUUUCGCCAAGUGAUCCGCCAUGGGAGAAGAGAAGUCUCUGCUUCAGUUCCGUAGUAUUUCUUCACCCAGGACCUCUGAUUUCGCUCUCACCGAAGAACCUUCAUGGAGGCUGGAGAACAACGUGUCGUCGAAUCAUCGGGGAGGGAACAAAAGAACCGGUGUUGCUUUUACCAAUUUCGCCUCCCUGUCGGUAGCAAUUAGGAGAGAUCGGAGGGAAUCUACGGUUAACGGUGGAAAUGGCGGCGGAAGCGGAGCUUUCGCGUCGGUUUCGGUGGUGAUUCCGAAGGAAGAGGAUGAAUUCGCGCCUACUUCGGCUCAGCUGUUGAAAAACCCGAUUGCUUUACUGUCGUUUGUACCGAAAGACGCCGCACUAUUCUUCGCUGGAGCGUUCGCCGGAGCCGCCGCAAAGUCAGUGACGGCACCGCUUGACCGAAUAAAGCUCCUAAUGCAGACACAUGGUGUUCGAGCUGGGCAACAAAGUGCUAAGAAGGCUAUUGGUUUCAUUGAGGCGAUUACUCUUAUCGGAAAAGAAGAAGGUCUCAAAGGUUAUUGGAAAGGAAAUCUACCUCAGGUGAUAAGGAUUGUACCUUAUAGCGCAGUCCAGUUGUUUGCAUAUGAAACAUACAAGAAACUCUUUAGGGGAAAAGACGGUCAAUUGUCAGUCCUUGGAAGGCUCGGUGCUGGUGCUUGUGCUGGCAUGACGUCUACUCUGAUUACAUACCCUUUAGAUGUGCUGAGAUUGAGGUUAGCUGUUGAACCAGGUUAUCGAACCAUGUCCCAGGUUGCCUUGAACAUGCUGCGGGAGGAAGGACUUGCAUCAUUCUAUAACGGUCUUGGUCCUUCGCUUUUAAGUAUAGCUCCUUACAUUGCCAUCAACUUCUGCGUCUUUGAUCUGGUAAAGAAAUCUCUGCCAGAGAAGUAUCAACAAAAGACACAAUCAUCUUUGUUAACAGCAGUAGUCGCUGCUGCUAUUGCUACUGGUACUUGCUAUCCAUUGGAUACCAUUAGAAGACAGAUGCAAUUGAAGGGUACUCCAUAUAAAUCCGUAUUAGACGCUUUCUCAGGUAUCAUUGCGCGUGAAGGAGUUAUUGGAUUGUACCGUGGCUUUGUCCCCAAUGCACUCAAAAGCAUGCCAAACAGCAGUAUUAAGCUUACAACAUUCGACAUUGUCAAGAAACUCAUAGCAGCGAGUGAGAAGGAGUUCCAAAGAAUCGCGGAUGAUAACCGGAAGAGAGCAAGUCCUAACACAACCGAUGAACAAACCUGAAGCCGCGAUUUUGGAUUUCCACAAGGUCAUUUUUGCCCGUUAUCUUAUGACCUUUGCUUGUGUGUUUUGUAUUUUGGAAUGUAAUAAGUGUUGUAUUUUCUCCUCAUAAUUCAAAAUGUCCUUGAAUCCUAAAGCCAGAGAGAGAGUAAUAAAUGUCUGUUUGUGUU